Phytophthora nicotianae INRA-310 is the source of this 1533-nucleotide messenger RNA. Its product is annotated as ribosome biogenesis GTP-binding protein YsxC. The record is from RefSeq and is a predicted model, not a curated record. NCBI's taxonomy places the organism in Eukaryota, Oomycota, Peronosporomycetes, Peronosporales, Peronosporaceae. The transcript is spliced from 2 exons. The annotation marks the transcript as partial. Gene Ontology annotation, molecular function: GTP binding.
GAAUGCCAUCCAACGGCAAUUUGGCGCAAUAUCCCAUAUUCCAAAACACGCCAACUCGUCCAAUGCGUGCAUCGCAACUGCUACGCUGCCGACUACAAAAGCUGCCGCUACGCAUCUGCAAGGCGCAACCCUCGCCCACACUUUCUAGAGUAUCUGGCGCAACAGUCUCUCUGUCCACAGCCUCCAAGUCGUCGUCGUCCACGCCGAGCACUAAGACACGCAAGAAGCAAGCUCGUUUGGCCAACCUCCCUAUAUUUUGGCCAAUCACUGGCGUCGAUGAGCCGCCACAAUUGCGUCCACACGAGGUGGACAUCGUAAACCGACUAUUUAAAGUACCCAGUACUCUAAUUACGUCCACCUCGGAUCCGACCGACCUCCCCGAGUGGGAUGUUCCCGAAAUUGCGUUCGCUGGACGCUCUAACGCCGGAAAGUCGUCUUUAAUCAACGCGUUAACCGGUCAGAAGGCACUCGUUAGGACAUCCAAGACGCCAGGACGCACACAGCAAUUGCACUUCCUCAGUGUAGGAGGUAAGAAAGGUAGUUUACCGGAGUUAUCCCUUGUGGACAUGCCUGGCUUUGGGUUCGCCACGGCUCCGAAGAAAGUGGUGGACGAAUGGCACACGCUGGUCGGCGGAUAUGUGGACAACCGACGCGGUAACAACCUUAAGACGACCAUGUUGCUCAUCGACGCGAGACGCGGACUCGGACCUGCCGACCACGACUUUAUGGACUUCUUACACGACCUGGGGGUGCUGUACCAAGUCGUGUUCACUAAGGCUGAUGCAGUGACACGCAGCGAGCUGGAGAGGCAGAUUCACAAGGCGCAGGAGGUGGCACUCAACGCCGAACGUAUGAGUAUGAACCCUAUUAUCCAGGUGACGAGUGUGAAGGAAGGGUUCGGAAUCAAGGAGCUGCAGCGCCAACUCGUCAGUAUGACGGGUUUGUUAGCGUCGGAUUAGGGCAAAAAUAGAGUUCUUCCAACAACAAUUACGGGGUGCUCUAUUUUUACAGUAUCUACGUGAUUAAGUUGAGGAGUUUACUUGAGCCGUAUGAUUCUGGAACAGGAAAAGUGUCGGAAUCGUCAGAUUUAAUGUCAUUCUCCUGUCGUCGGGACCUUCGUCGUAGAGAAUGUCGCCGUUGGUCUUCAUCUCGACCGGAAAGUUGCAGAGCGGGGAGUUCUGAGCGAAUUCUAGAUUUAUCUUCAAUGUCUGGAUCGCAGACUGGUGCAGUUCGGAGGAUACGUGGGACCACACGGCUGCUAUCUACGACACUUGGCAGCACCAAUGGAAUGUUUGGAUGCGUCGGUAGUGGACACAGUCGAGAAUUCGCUCGCAAUUCCACGUUCUUGGUGGCUUGGAGGAUCGCGCUGGAGACGCUUUUAGGGGUCUCGAUCGAGCUUUUAGGGCGUACACUCUUACUCUUCCGAGCGGCACUCAUGGUUCUUUUUGUUAGCGGCUUAGAGUUUGUAUCAGCAUCUGGAGUUGAAAGCUCGAGUUCGGGAGUAAAAGUUAAUGUAUCAUCAGGUUUCGAUUG